AUGGCCGUGAUGAUGGUGGCAAAGCUGGUCUGUUAUGUACUGUUUCUCUUUGCAUUUGUUGUAAAUAGACAUUCUUUGCAUUUUAUUGUUGGGCGUGGAAAGCUAAUUCUAAAAGCUUUUGUUUCUCUAUACAUAAGUGUCCUCAUCAAUCCUGCAGCCUGCUCGGCUGUCUCUAAAGCAGUAGCAAGCAGGAACGGAUUUGGGCAGAAAAGCUCUGUUACCAAGGUUUCCGGAUCUGAAAUCAAGAAAGAAUUGCAAAUUGCACAAGUUAGUAAGAUUUUGCCCAAUGUUUUGAAUGUUUAUGCGCAAAUCAGAAAGAGAGAUACAAUUUCGAGAUAUUCUGAAAGAAGAAGAGAUACUGAUACUUUUGGCAUAUCGUUGCGUAUAUCCUUAGCAGAUUUGAUCACCACCACCAAAGCUUCAAGCAAAACCUACACAAAUUACCUAAAAACAGCUUGCAAUUCUACCUUAUAUCCACAACUUUGCUUCGAGUCCCUCUCUUCUUACACCUCCACCAUCGAAACCGAUGACCUCAAACUAUGCAGCGCAGCGUUAACUGUGACCUUAGAUGCUGCUAGCAACACAUCAUCCUUAGUAAAAUCUAUAUCAAAGCAAAGGGGUUUGAGCAAGACUGAAGCUGGUAUUGUUAAAGAUUGCAUCGAUGAAAUGAGAGACUCCAUCGAUGAGCUGAACCAAUCUUUCAAGGCUUUAGGCAGCUUAAAAGGUUCUGAUAUUGAAUUUCAGAUUUCGAGCAUAAGAACAUGGAUGAGUGCCGCGAUAACGGAUGAGAAUACCUGCACAGAUGGAUUUGAUGAUAGGAAAAUAAGCGAUGAAGUGAUGAUCGAGAUCAGGAAGAGUAUAGCGAAUGUUGCUAUGCUGACUAGCAAUUCUUUGGCUCUUAUUAAUAAACUUCCUUAUUAG
Dovyalis caffra is the source of this 921-nucleotide messenger RNA. The record is from the annotation of a GenBank genome assembly. NCBI's taxonomy places the organism in Eukaryota, Viridiplantae, Streptophyta, Magnoliopsida, Malpighiales, Salicaceae.